This is a messenger RNA of Acanthoscelides obtectus, 7657 nucleotides long. The record is from the annotation of a GenBank genome assembly. NCBI's taxonomy places the organism in Eukaryota, Metazoa, Arthropoda, Insecta, Coleoptera, Chrysomelidae.
AACAUUUAUUUGGAUAAUCCAACAGGAUAAGAUUCAGAAAAAACAUUUACGUGCUCUGAAAGCUUGUACAAACAGAUCAUAUCAUAGAUAUAUCCGAGCUAAAACUUGUCAUAAUCACAUAUUUGAGAUUGUACAGUAGUGCUAUUAGAGUUUAUUAAAAUGUUCUUAAUGUGUGUUUUGUCAACAGGGCAUGGAUCUGGAUAUGCAGCUGCGAGCUGCUGAAGCCCGCAGGGCUGAGUUGGAACGGCAGCACCAGGAGGCGCUGCAGGCGCUUAGGGGAUGUGGACCUUCGGAACUAGAAGCCAGGCAGUCCAGAGUUAGGGAGCUAGAAAAGAAAGUUGCAUUAGAAACUGUUAGAUGUGAAGAAUUGCAAUUGGAGCUGGCGUCCACUCAACGGGCCCGGCUAGGCACCAGCAGCAUGCAGGGGGGCGUCGGCGGCAUGUCGACGUCUUCCAACAUGAACAUGAACAUGAACAUGGCUGGCGGACACUCCUGGUCCAAUAAAGGUACAGAAAUAGAACGAAUUAUGGCUAAGAUAGAACAAGAUAACAGAAUAUUAGCUGAGUUAGACCAUAGUCGUUCUACCACUUUGGGAGGAUGCACCGCAGGUCUAGCGACUAGCGUCAGUUCGCAUGCACUAGGCGAAUGCAGUCCACCCAUUUCGCCCAUCACCAUGUCCCACACGACACCCAGUAUCUACCCGGGACACACGGCCGCAGUGGGACACAACGCCUACUCUUCCAGUGCAGGGUCGUACCUCCCAUCCUCCAACCCUGUGAGUGUGGGGGGGUACAACACUACCAGCCAAUACAACAGCUUGGGACACACACCUUCGUACAAGAUAGGAGGCAUAGGGACUACCAUGAAUAGUUUGGGACAUCAUUCGGUAGGAAUUGGAAGCACGUUGGGCCAGACUAGUGUGCUAGGGACAUCGCUGACGCAAAACCCGUUAUCAACAAUCGGCACCGGAUUGGGUACCGUUGGCAGCACGCUUCCCUCCUCUCUGGGCACCUCCAUUGUGCCCUCCUCUCUCGGAACGUCGAUGGUCCAGACGUCUAUCGGAAACACCAACUUCUCGAAUACUCUUCCUCCCUCAUCGUACAACAACCCUUCCACGUUCUCAAACUCAGCCACACAAUACGGACUGUCAUCUUACUCCAAUCCGAUCACUACCAGCUACAGUACCAGCAACAAUGUUACCUUUUCGAAUCCUCUUAGUAGUCAGUUCAACAGUCUGCCAAUGAGCAUCAAGUUGAAACAGAUGGAUGAUGUCGACAUCACAGGAACUCGACGUGUUGCAACUCCCGUCACUCCUCAUCCGCCAGCAAUAUGGGGCACAACAAUGUUGUCAGGCAUUUCAGAUUUGAGACCUAGAAUUAUAAAUGACAGCGGCGGAUUAGAUAGCGAUUGGGCCGGCUUGCAUUCAGACAGAGGCUUCCUUAAUGGACACAAUGCCUCCAUGACUGAUGGACAGGUAGACAUGUUAGAUAUUCCUGGCAAGGGGCGGUGUUCGGUGUAUAUCGCAAGGUUUUCGUACGAUCCAGAACCAGAGGCGGCUGAGGAAGAAUUGAGCAUCCAAGCAGGGGAUUACUUGUUGGUAUGGGGUGAUCCAACUGGUACGGGUGGUUAUCUUGACGCAGAACUCUUGGACGGUAGGAGAGGUCUAGUACCAGCGCACUUUGUUCAACGCCUUAUUGGGGAUGAUCUUUUGGAGUUCCAUCAAGCGGUGCUGAGUACACUGCGCGAGGAGGAGAUCAACCAAGAAAACUUUGCCGCAGACGUGCAGAGGUUGAACGAAUUGGCCGAAAUGGCAGAAGCACAAGAAGACGAUGGCCCUGAAGGCGAAACAGUACAGGUACACCAAUUGCCCGCCCCGAGGCAGCUGACGCUCGAGAGGCAGCUGAACAAGAGCGUGCUCAUUUCUUGGACGGCCCCUGAGAACGUGGGGCCUAACCAAAUCGACAGCUACCACGUGUACGUUGAUGGAGUGUUGAAGGCCACCGUGAAGGCUUCUGAGAGGACCAGAGCGCUGGUUGAGGGUGUUGACAGUAAUAGGCCUCAUCGAAUCAGCGUCCGUAGCGUAACAGGCAAUCGUCGAACUUCAAGAGACGCAGCCUGUACAAUGAUCAUUGGUAGAGACACGCAUCAAUUGGGCCCAUCAGCAGUGCGAGCUUCCAACAUCACCUCCACAUCGGCUGUCAUAAGUUGGCUUCCCGCCAACUCAAACCACCAGCACGUCGUUUGUGUCAAUAAUGUGGAGGUCCGUACGGUGAAACCAGGAGUGUACAGACACACGAUAACGGGAUUAGCACCUAACACCCAGUACAGGGUAACAGUCCGUGCGAAACACCAUCGAUCUGCACAAAAUGUCGCCAAUGUCGCUGAGGAGCUACCCAUGCCAGCGGCUGCGCAUACAGACUUUAGGACGCUGCCAAAGGGGCUGCCAGAUCCGCCUAGUGAUAUAAUGGUCGAACCAGGACCUCAAGAUGGUACUCUGUUAGUAACCUGGCAUCCUUUACAACCCCCUCACCAUCACAGUGGGUCUACAAUCACGGGAUACGCUGUAUACGCUGACGGAAAGAAAGUAACGGAUGUAGAUAGUCCUACAGGAGACCACGCACUGAUAGAUAUCAGCAAACUACUGGGGUUAAAUCCCCGACAUGUCACAGUACGCACCAAAGCACGGGAUAGCCAAUCAGCUGAUAGUGCUCCCACUCCAAUCCCUACCAGUGUGCUGAGAGGCGGAGCUGCAAGAGCAAGACAGCAGCCCCACCAAGCCGUGAUGCCUCCACAUCUUAGACAGCAGAUGCAAGGAGGGGGUAGGGUGGGGCAGCAAGGGCAGCAGAUAAUUGAACCAGAAGAAAAUCUGAGUGACAAAGAAAUCUUUCCGAAUCAGAAUCCUCAUCGCCAACAGGGAUCCAUCCCAUCAAUUGCGCAACGAUGCAACGUUCCAGAGAUCACGAAGGAGAACUACGAAGCGGGACUCAGUGAGGACGAGCUAUUGGACAGUGGUAGCAGCAGGCGUGGCCAGCAACAGCAGAGGGCAGGGCAACAACAACAAAGGGGCGGUCGGCAGCAGACUAGGGGUGGGACUGUGUCGGAGCAGCAAUCUCCGCAAAGCGCCCAGCCCCCUACCCAACAAGGACAGCAAGGGCAGUAUUAUCAGCAGCAGCAAGCUAUCACCAGCCAAUCAGGGCAGCAGAUGCAGCAACGUGGCGGAGGUCCGCUUCAAUCGCGUGGCGGUCAGGCUCAUCUGACGCAGGGACAAGCCAGGGCAGGCAUGGCCCAACAAGGCAAUCCAGGAACUGGACAACCACCUUAUCCACAAAAGAGGGCGAGGUGGUUUGUUGCUUUGUUCGAUUAUGAUCCUGCCACUAUGUCACCCAAUCCUGAUGCAUGCGAUGAAGAGCUACCAUUUUCAGAAGGCGAUACUAUCAAGGUGUGGGGCGACAAAGAUGCCGAUGGAUUUUAUUGGGGAGAAUGUCGAGGGAGGAGAGGCUACGUUCCCCAUAAUAUGGUAAUGGAGCUAGAAGGCAAUCAGAAUCGCGACAGAUGGGGAGAUAUAUACGCCAAUACGCCUGUAAAACGCAUGGUAGCCUUGUAUGACUACGAUCCUCAAGAACUGAGCCCUAAUGUAGACGCUGAGCAGGUGGAAUUGAGCUUCACCACAGGGCAGAUAAUCAACGUAUACGGCGAGAUGGAUGACGACGGCUUUUACAUGGCGGAGAUAGAUGGAGUUAGAGGUUUGGUGCCAUCCAAUUUUCUCACCGAAGCUUCAGAUCAGUACGGUGCGGGUCAAGCAAGUAGGGGCAGCCAGCCGGGCAUAGGUACGGGCAGCAGAACAGCGGGAGGCAGAGUGGGGCAGCCAGGUCCAGGGGCGCGGGGCCCCCCGCCCCCUCCUAGGGAACGACAGGGUGGCCAGAUACAGCAGCAGGGCCAAAGUGGUCAGAUGCAGCAGAAUGUGGGACAACAGCGGAACAAAGAUGCCUGCCUUCCUGUGUAUACCUCUCAGUUAGACUCGCUGAACACGUCUACGACACCGAACACUCUCACCGAGCACCAGCAGGGGAGGGGGAGAGGACUAAUGAGGCAAGGUGGUAAUCAACAACAGCAACAAGGCGUACAAAACCAAUCACAAUUUGGCCAACAACAAUCGUACGCUCAGCAACAACAGUUCAACCAACAAAAUCAACAACAGUACAACCAACAGAACCAACAGUUUGGUCAACAGCAGAACCAACAGUUCGGCCAGCAACAGAAUCAGCAACAGCAUCAGACGUCAUCAUUGGGCAGUAGCUUGUUUAGCAGUCUGACGGGACAGACGCAGCAAAAUCAGCAGCAAGGGCAGACACAGCAACAGAGUGGCUUCCAGAAUAGGAUACAACACAAGGGCGUGCCCCAGGUGCUGCCCACGAAUGUAAUGGGCGGACAGACGCAGUCCCAGCAGGGGCAGCAGGGGCAGCAAGGUAUGCCUGGAAUGCCCCAGGGCAUGCCCGGUGCAGGGGUGGGUGCAAACGUGAUGCAGAAGUUGAAUGAAAUCACGGCGCCCGGUGGUGAUAUUUUGUCUAAGGGCAAGGAACUUAUAUUUAUGAAAUUCGGACUAGGUGGAAAAUAACCACUUUUGUUUUAUUGUUGUUAAGUUUUCCGGAUGAGAAGGGUAUUAGUUGCUGGAUAUGCAGGUUUAUAUCCAACUUUAUAAUUAUUGGUUACUUUAUAGUCCAGUACCAAAAAAGAAGAGAGUAGCGAACGCAUAACUGUGCGUACUCGCGCGGUGUGUCUUUGGGUAUUAUAAGAUCAGCGUCUACGUAUACAAACACACACCGCGUUAACAGUGGAGUACGAUGAGCUUUGCUGUUUUCUUGCACUUUUGUAUUCGACUAUAUUCUUAUAUUAUCAGCUCUUUACAUCGGAGAAAUAUGGCGUGCUAAGCACGAUUCUGCAGGUUGCCUCACGGGGAAAACUUGUUGAGUAUCAACAUUUAUACUCGCAACGAUUUGGAUAUUUUGUUUCUUUAAGUUCGCACUUUUCUAUUUUCCUUUAAAGCUACUGAAAGUACGAGUUCAUUUUUGUCUAUAUCUUAGUAUGUGGCAAAAGGGUACGAAGUAACCUAUUUUUGAGAGGUCGAAACAUAAGUGAAGAGAAUGAAGAGAAUGGACAUUUUCCAACAAAUGACAGAUAUACGGAUAUUUUUUAUUGUGCAAUCUUUUGACAUCUGUCUAUCAGUUGUACUUCUUUGAACCAACUAAAAUAGAAUAUGUCUCCUCCUUUCGUGUAUACCCUUAGGCCCUUGCUUAGGUAUUUUGAAAUGAUUUAGAUUUAGAUAUGUGCAGAAGGAAGUAUCUAAAGGUCUAUAUAACGCCAUCAUCAAGAGCCUGAGCACACAACGUUCUUUCAGGCACCGUUCUCGUACGUUUGAACGGAUCGAAACGCAAAACCAACACUGAUGUUAUCGCAACCAUUGUUUUUAUUCCUAUUUGAAAUAGAAACAAAAAACCAGUUUUGCAUUAAAACUCUACAACUGAUCCACACUAUAUCAUGAUAAUCACGAGGAACAACUAAAUCGAUGUAUCAUCCGGUCGAGGAUGAUCAAUAAUUUAGCUUCUGAGUUCAUUGACAGCGCUUUAUUAGCCUAAAACUAUAAAACUUUUCUGAAAACAUGUGGUCAUCUAACACCAUCUCAAGCACAUUACGAACCAACUUCACUUCUCAACAGAGCUGCCACUGUUAACAAGCUAAGACCUUAUGCUGCAUCUCCUCCUCAAAGCUUAUACAUCAAGUCUUGUGAGAGUCAGAAUUAGUGGUUUCAUUUAAGGACUCUGACUCGAUUUAUUUUGUUUUCAUGAUUGACUAGAACUAGAUCGGAUCCAGUAUUUAGUCUAUAAGUAUAUUCUGAGCAUUUUAUAUGUCGAUACCUACCAAUGACACUAACUUCCUCAUCUUUCAAGAUUAAGCUCGCGGAGAGUGAUGAUUUAAGAUUUUUUACAUUUCCAACUACCACUGACCUGAUCAAAAAUUACACUAUUACCUUUGCUUCUAGGGGUAAGAAGGUCUAAGCGCUUCUGUCAUGUGCUGUUCUAUCCUUAACACAUUUUCCUUUACAUCCUUAGAAAGCUUUGAUAUCAAUAUAUCGGCAGGAACAGAAACCUUUGUUUCACAUCGUCUUCCAUUCAGCAGUUCUGAAAGGUUGUAGCUCAUACCAUUCAAGGGAGAGUUUCGAUACCUCAUCAUUCCAUCCCAGGUGUCCUUCAUGGAGGUGUUUCAACAUGUCAUUUCGUAGUGGAAAUGGUACUACCACACUAGAAAUAUUAGGCUAUCAGCAACGAACAGUUUCUCUUGCGUACUUUUGUGUACAUCCUGAUAGACUGAGGUGUUAUAUUUUUGCUCUGGCUAUCAGUUUUUAAUGAAUUCUAACACUAGUUUCAGCUGAGAAUCAGCUUUAGCUUCUUCGCGAAGUUAAGUUCUUCAUUCCUCUGAAAUUGGUAACAUGACGACCACAGCAAAUUCAAUAUCACCAUCUGCUGACUGAUUAUUUGGCAUCAAGAACGCUUUUAAGUUAUAAUUCAGCAGUAUGAGACUCAUUUUUAGAAUUCCUGGAAAGUAUGAUUGAAGAUCCUUUUUGAAGCUGCUUACUGAAAAUCUUGACAGGAAGGACAUAAACCAAAUAAUCAAAUUUAUUAGCAACAAAUAGGAUUGGAAAAAACAAAUAAGAUAGCUAGAGUUUCCUCUUUAAUUUGGCCAUACAGUUGCUCCGUUUUAGUGAAACUAAAAGAUGUAAGAGCAACCGGCUUUGCAUUUUGAAGCAGACAUGAUCCCAAGCCAUCCUUUGAUGCAUCUGCUGCUAUUUCAGUAGGGUUUUGUGUGUCAAAAAAUGACAAUACAGGCGAUUCAGUCAUCAAAUGCUCCAGAUGGCCUAGAGCUUCUUGAUGCUCUUUAGUUCAGGCCCAGUCAAUAUCUAAUUGGAUUCCUAAAAAAUUUCGAAAUGGCCUCUAUGUAGCUCUUAUUGGUCUGAAUACAUUGACUCGAAAAUAUCUGUCCCAUAAAUUUGACAUGUUUGUUUAAGUUGUCCUUGUUUUGGUAGAACUAGUAUUAAACUUUGGAGCUCGCUCUAUGACCCGCUUCAGAUUUUAAUAAUAUCAAUUCUGUCAUCAAAGUAAAUUGCUACACCUUCAAGGACACCAAAACUGUAAUUUUUCUUUUGAAAAAUCUCUGGUGCUGAACACAUGCCAAAAGCCAAGCGAGUAAAUUUACAUCGACCAAAUGGCACCCCAAAAGUCAUUGAAUCAGAGUUCAAUUUGCCAAUAUCAAUCUUUUAUAUUAAAUACUGUGAAUUACUUAUUAUCUAGCAUUUCUGAAAUUUAUUCAAAGCUCGGUAUCAAAUAUUAUAAAUAGUAUCAGACAAUUAUAUUGUAUGAACUUCAUGUUAUUUAUUUAUAAAUACAAACAUACAUUCUCGAGUCAUAAUUUUCUGCCUGAUGGAUGUAGAGAACAUGCUAGUUACUAUACAUACAAAAAACGUAUAAAACUGUGGAUACAAGAACAAUCGUAUAUGAUGAAUGAAAUAAUAAAUUAAUGUAUAUUCAGAUUUUCUCAACAAAAUCUUCUCCUAGAACUGUAAAAAUUUAUAAGCCUUUGAAUUCAGUUUAUUUAAACGGAUAUA